AUGCUUCACAUCCAUCCAUCCAUACAUAAGAAGAACUGGAUCAUUGUGUUUGGUGACCUGGAUGAAAAAGAAUGUGAGAAGGAUAAAUGUUCUAAAACAGCAACUCCUGAUUUCUGCAACAAGUUAAUAUGCUACACAAAGAGUGAUAUUAAACUCUUCAAGGAGAAAUUACCUUUAUUCCAAAAGGCAAAGGAAAAGCUGAGAGACAUGGAAAAGAUCAUGAAGACAAGCCAAGGAUCACCAGGUUAUCUUUUAUCAUAUAUCAUGCAUUCACCGAAACACACGGUUGGGAUCUUCUCCAGAUCGGGGCAGGAUGAAUACUCCUGGCUGCAGACCCUGCUCAGAUCUAAGGGGUUCAGGGACUGCGUUCAGGAGGUCAGACCCUGUUACAUCUCUAACUCCGGGUACCGUCACUUCACACAGGACGUGUCUCAAUGCACGUUCGGGAUCCUGUAUCACACCAAGAACAGAGGGAGGAUUAAUAUCACUGAUGUGAUGGACUCUCUGUACAACAAAGAGCUGAAAUAUCUGUCUGAUACACUAGGUAAGAGAUUAUUUAUUGUCCCCAUGCAAGGGGUUUUCUUUAACAUAUUCCAGGAGCAUUCCCCACUGGACCUGAGAGGGGACUAUGUAAAAGUACAAAGUACACACUGUAAUGGCAUUUAA
Molecule: messenger RNA, 666 nt
Organism: Pelobates fuscus (common spadefoot toad)
Lineage: Eukaryota; Metazoa; Chordata; Amphibia; Anura; Pelobatidae
Exons: 5
Coding region: 1-666 (221 amino acids)
Source: RefSeq, a predicted model, not a curated record